ACUGAGGGCUGUGAAGGGAAUCUGGAGGUUUUCUACAAUGGAUCCUGGGGUAAUGUGUGCUGGAACCAGAUGGACAGAGACACAGCGAGUCUGAUCUGUCAAGAGCUGAACUGUGGAAGAUCUGGUGUUUUGUCUGAAUCUGCAGCAAGAGUGAAAUCAGCUCCUAACUGGUUGGAUAAAGUGAAGUGUCGACCACAUGAUUCAUAUCUGUGGCAGUGUCCAUCUUCACCCUGGGGACAGAAUGACUGUAAUAGUAAGGAUGAAGUGGCCAAAAUUACCUGCUCAAAGGAUCAGAUUAGUGAGUCACCUCAGAGUUUUCUGACAUGUUCUACCUCACCAUCUCCAUACAAGAGACAGUGUUCAAAUCAUGUUCCUCUCAGACUGAUUGGAGGGGACGGCCGGUGCUCUGGGAGGCUGGGUGUUGUGUGGCUGAAUAGAGUCGAGUGCAGAGGGAAUGAGAUUCACCUGUGGGACUGUCCUCUCUCCCUGAAAAACAACACUGACGGUUUCCGCAAAGAGCACGCUGGACUCACCUGUGCAGAUGUGUCAGUGUCCACUACUCCUGCCACAACAUCAUCAGUUUCUCCUUCAGUGCACUCAACAUCAGUCUCUCCUCCACAAACUCCUCCAUCAGUGUCUCUCUCAGUGCUUGUGAUUCUUCUGGGAGUUGUGCUCUUAGUGCCACUGCUUAUACUGAUUCAGCAGAACAGAGUGAUGAGGAGAGCUCUCCCUAAGAGGAGACACAGGACGAUGUCUGAGACCGUUUAUGAGGAGAUUCAGCACAGACACAAUCACUUCACUCAGAGGGGGAGUCUCAUCUCUGAAGAACUGCAUUCUGGGUAUGAAGAUGCUGAUGAGCUUCUCUCAGCAAAAGAGUUCAAUACUGCAUAUUACGAUGAUGUCACCAAUGGCAGUGGCCUAAAAGAUGAGAUGAUGAAGGAAAUCACACCGGGAUACUAUGAUGAUGUCAUCACUGAUGGACUGAAACCAGAUCGUGAGACAGGAAGUCUCAUCUCUGAAGCACUGCAUUCUGGGUAUGAAGAUGCUGAUGAGCUUAUCUCAGAAGAGAUGAAGCAAAUCACACCGGGAUACUAUGAUGAUGUCAUCACUGAUGGACUGAAACCAGAUCGUGAGACAGAGGGAUAUCAGGAGGAGUAUGAUGAUGUGAAGAACAGCAAUGAAGAUGGGAGAAACCGGUUAGGAAGUCUCAUCUCUGAAGCACUGCAUUCUGGGUAUGAAGAUGCUGAUGAGCUUAUCUCAGAAGAGAUGAAGCAAAUCACACCGGGAUACUAUGAUGAUGUCAUCACUGAUGGACUGAAACCAGAUCGUGAGACAGAGGACAGACAUGAAAGCUAUGAUGACGUCAUGACGAGUGAACAGAACUCUGAUAUUAAAAAAGAGGGUGAUCCGGAGUAUGAUGAUGUGAAGAACAGCAAUGAAGAUGAGAGAAACCGGUUAGACUAUGAUGAUGUGGGGGAGGAGUCACACAAAGGAGGAGGGGCUAUAUGACUCAAUGGCUGCGCCCUCUCCCAUUGUCAUUAAAUCAUGUUACAGUUACUGUAGCUGCUUGGGGUUUCUCAUAUUGCUACUAAUGCAUCAAUGCCUUAUGUGUUUAUGUCAUUUUAAAUAUUUUAGUAUGAAAAGUUAAAUAUUUGUAUUUUAGCAUUUGGUCUAUUAUUACUAUUUUGGUAUCAAUGCUUUUCACCCUAAUAAACAAAUUAUAUCAUUCAAACAUCAUGUCACAAAAAUACUUUUAAAAGAGUGGUUAAAGAAUAGAAGAAAUUUAUGCUAUGAAUGUUUAAGAAAGUAUUUUUAU
Molecule: messenger RNA, 1816 nt
Organism: Carassius auratus (goldfish)
Lineage: Eukaryota; Metazoa; Chordata; Actinopteri; Cypriniformes; Cyprinidae
Product: antigen WC1.1-like
Exons: 18
Coding region: 70-1509 (479 amino acids)
Biological process (GO): zymogen activation
Cellular component (GO): plasma membrane
Molecular function (GO): serine-type endopeptidase activity
Source: RefSeq, a predicted model, not a curated record